AAGCCAUGGCCGGCCGUGGGCUCCCCCGCCGCGGCAGCCGGGGCGGGAGCGGGCGGCGCUGCCCGGCCGCCUCCCGGCGGGCAUGGGCGGGCUCUGAGGGCGCGGCGCGGCCCCGAUCUCUGGAAGCGGUGUUUGGAAACCCUGGUUCCCAGGCAGAGAAACUAAAAGCCAGGCUGGCCGAAAGUUGAGGAGCAAGCUAGAGUUAGGCUCUGGGCGGACCAGGCUCAGCAUCCUGCACCUCGGCUCUCUGGGACCCUUCUCUGCGGAUCUGAUGACUUGACACAGCGCAUCGGGACCUUACGCCGUGGCGGCUCGGGGUGGAGGCUGGGGUUUUGUUAGAAGAGCAAAGCAGUGAGGAUCUGACUCCCGAGCGAGGCUCUCCCAGCACAGCACCUUUGGCACAUGAUAGAGACCUGCUGGUAUUUCAGGACUGGAAGCAGCAGCAGCAGGAGGAGGAGGAGGAGCAGCCCUGUACCUAAGCUCAUGUUGUCAUUGGCAAAGCAGUACAUUAGGGCACUGUGAGGAUAAGUGAGUAUAGGACAAAUGAUGAGCCAUUAUCAUCGCUGCCAUCGUGCUGUGGUUCCUUAGUGCUCUUCUUUAGCUGGGGACUGGCAUGGCGUCCUGUACCUAGACCCGUGUGGCUCUUCAACUUGCAUCAUGUGCUGUCGGUGGCUGCCUGGGGGUGUUUCACUGUUGGGACCAUCAGAGCACAAGCUCUGCUCUGUUCUGCUCUUAAGUUUGCAGGGCUCCUUGAGGAAAGCUGUUUGACUUUGUUUCUGCCCUUUAUCUUUUUUAUCCUCCUGCUUUGGGUGUGAAAUUUUUCUGUAUGGUUGGAUUCACGCCAGGAGUCUCUAUGCACCUCUCCUGCUUACAAAGCCACGUUCCCCUGCUGACCUGUUGCGUGCAGGUCAGGCAAUUUGUUAGGAUGAGUUAGUCUGCUCUAUGAAAGCUUUAGAAUAUAGACUUCAACUGGACUGGUCUUUAUUUGGUUUUGGCUCGUUUAUUUGCUCUGCAAUGCUGUCACUCCUGUUGGCUCCUCACUCCUGUCUUGCUCAGUCUGUGUCCAUGCUGGGGCUGUGGUGUGGUGUGUUGCCACUGUGUGUGGGAGCUGCUCUUGUCCUUGCUUCAGUGUUGAAACUUGUGUGCAACUGCACCUCCCUUUACAUCCCUUACCUGUGUAGGUUGGAGGAGGGAGGGAUUGCACCUUAGUGUGGCAAUGUGCAGCCCUCAGCGCAGAGGGGACUCCAGCUCUGGCUAGUAACAUGGAUCCGCAAGAACAAAGAGGCACAAGAGACUGGUAUUUGCAUAAGCCUCGCUGCCAUAAAUAAGUAGAUCAGGGCUGAGGGGACAGAUUGAAUUAUGGAAAAUAUGGAAUUCAUUUUCAGGCUUUCAAGAUACUGCCAUAGACAGGGCCGAGGAAGAGAAGUGGUCUUAACAGAUAUGGAAAUGUGCCUUGAAAAUGACCUUUCAAAAAUCAAUGUUAUUAUUCUUGGUGUGUGAGACAUCCAAAUUUAAUAAAAUGUAAAGCAGAAGGGACUGGGAGGAUUUGGUCCAAGUGAAAACAGAGCAAGUGUGGGACUGGCAGAUGGGAGGAACAUUAGCCCACUCCUUGGUGGAGUUGUUGCAUCUUCCUGUUGUCUACAGAAGGGACUUGAUAGAAGAUAGUGGAGAGAAGUGUACAGGCUGUUUGCUCUAUUUGAAUGUCGCUGGAUGUAGUUUUUUGCAUAAGGAAGUGAGAGUCCAACCGUGCAGUGGGUCGUAUCCUGAGUGUUCCUAAUGUAAAUCCAGAGCAAGUCCAUCAACUUCAGUGACAUCUGCAGUAAGCCACGACUGGCUCUUUCUGAAUAGAGGGGAGAAAUGAGCAGCUGUAGCUUAGGAGGCUGGAUUUCUAGGCUUGGAUUUUUUUUUUUUUUGAGAUUUAUGACUCUUAUUUUCUGUUUGUAGCGGAGCAAUUGCUGAUCCAUGCAUGUAUGUAUGAGAAAAUGUCAGCGGAGGAGUAAUACAUAUGGAAAUCUUGCAUAGAGAGAUGGCAAACUGGCCACCUGCUCCUAGAUGAUGAAAUAAUUAUACAAAAAUACAUCUACUGAAGUAAUCAUUGAGGGAAGAGGGGGGGGGUAGGUCUGGGGAAAGCUAACAGUUGUUUUUUGUUGUGUUUUUUUUAAGUAGCUGUCGUACUUACUGCUGACCCUCCAACCAGCUUUACUGCUUCAGACACUAGUUCUUCAGUAAGUGACGGCUAAUGUUGGACAGGUUUCAUCACAGAGAGCAGUCCCUUGGUUCAGAGCUAGGUGGAGAGAUAGGAAGCCUGCCUCCAGAUGCAUUCUCUGUUGCAGACUGCCUUUGGGCAGGUAGGCUGAAAUCUCUUACCCGUAUACAUGGAUAUCUGGAACUCUGAAUCUGCCUCUCAUUGAACCCACUCUUCUUCUUUCUAAUGCAGUAGUUUUGUUCUUUGUGGGAUGUUUUGGGAGCAUAAAUAUAGCAAAUGCUGAGAUACUAAAGAAGGCAUCUCUGUAUCUGAGAUACUCUGGGACUGAAUUCUCCAUUCUGCUGCUUAUAUUCCGGCCAGAAAUGGCCAGCAGAAUUGCUUCUACAAAUAAGGCUGCUUAUUAAUUUUUGGCUAAAUACUGACCUUCCUUGUUUGUGUCUGUCUCUGAGAAUUUGCUGUUGAUGGGCUUGAGAUUGAAAUCUCAAACUACUUUUUUACUUUUUUCUACAACUACUAUAGAGCAACUUGAAAAGUGUGCUGACUCCCCUUCACCUUCUCCCAGAUAACAUACUGCUUGUGUUGCCAUGCCUGUUUUUUUUUGUUUUUUUUUUCUGAAGGUCUGCUUCUGGAAAGAAUGUUGUACCAAGUACAUAAAGUUAUGUGGUGUGGUGGAAAUGGUUUUAUCUUUCUUUACCACCUCACCCUUCUCCACUGUCUAACCCUUCUUUGUGGCUCCAAAUUCCACAUAAUUUUAUAAAAAGCUAAUCUUUUGAAUGUACAACAGUUCCUAUAUUAACUUGCUAAGCUUAAAAAAGUUGAAAAAAAAAGUGGACAUUUUGUGGAGGGGAAAACUGAUGUGUUUUCCCAAAUAUGGGGGGAAUACCCCCAACUGGCUUGCUGAGCUGUUCGCUCCAUGUUUGGUUAUUGCUCUGUCUCCCAGCCAGCUCCUGAAUGCAUCUGCCUAGCUCAGGGUCCAGAGAUGAGCAUCGCUGAGGACUUGCUGGGGACUAUUUCACAUCCGAAUGGUUUAGCACACUGGAAGCAUGGCUACAAGUGCCGUUCCCAGCGAAAACCUCCCCACGUACAAGCUGGUGGUGGUUGGAGAUGGUGGCGUGGGGAAGAGCGCUCUCACCAUUCAAUUUUUCCAGAAGAUUUUUGUGCCAGACUACGACCCAACUAUUGAAGACUCCUACCUGAAGCACACAGAAAUAGAUGGCCAGUGGGCAAUCCUUGAUGUUCUGGAUACUGCAGGCCAAGAGGAGUUCAGCGCGAUGCGGGAGCAGUACAUGAGGACUGGAGAUGGCUUCCUUAUAGUCUACUCUGUGACAGACAAGGCCAGCUUCGAGCACGUGGACCGCUUCCACCAGCUGAUCCUCAGAGUCAAAGACAGAGAGUCCUUUCCAAUGAUCUUGGUGGCGAACAAAGUUGAUCUAAUGCAUUUACGGAAAAUUACAAGAGAACAGGGAAGAGAAAUGGCAACAAAACAUAAUAUUCCGUAUAUAGAAACUAGUGCCAAGGACCCACCUCUAAAUGUUGACAAGGCCUUCCACGAUCUCGUUAGGGUAAUAAGGCAACAAAUCCCGGAGAAAAGUCAGAAGAAGAAGAAAAAGACCAAAUGGCGAGGGGACCGAGCCACAGGCUCCCACAAACUCCAGUGUGCCAUUUUGUGACGGGAGUGCCUUGGACGUCUCCCACCUCCCCCCGACCCAUGGCGAGGCGCAGCACAAGGCCCCGCUGGGCUCCCAGUGGCAGCUCUAGCUCGGAGGAGGCGGCUCGAGAGGUCCGGACCCUGGGGUGAUCGGCCAGAGGGGGCUGCGCCUGGGGCACCGUGGGAGCCGCGCUAACAGGAGGCGGAAGGGAGUGGCAGGACCUCGACGCUUGAACAUCCCCAGCUCCUUCCAGAGGCCUCCAUGGUGUUUGUUUAAAAAAGAAAAAAAAAAGAAAAAAAAAGAAAAAAGUGUUCGUUUUAUCUGCAAACAUUUCUCCUUGUGACCCCUUUAUGAACAGCCAUGAAUAGCCCCGUUUGGUACAGUCGUGAGUGUCUGUGGGGGGGAAGGGAAAGGGCUUUUCUUUUUUUUUUUUUUUUUUUUCCCUUGUCCUCUUCUCCUUUUUCGUUGUUUGCUCAGCAAGCAUUGGGUUGCAAAGAAACAUGGCUGGGGUUAGAUUUUUUGCACUGAACUCUCUCCUAUGCGGCAGUGCCAAAACACGACUUCAUAUGAAAGUGCAUAGAUUUGAAGGAAGAAAAUGAAUUCCAGCUGCUCUGGGUGCUCCAGACAUUGUGUCAGACUCUGGAGGGCAGCCAGCUCACAGACCAUAAACUCCAGCUUAGGAAAGGAGGUUUGGGCUUGGAUAUUUUUUUUCUUACCCUUUGUCAAGAGGUUUUGUUUCUGUUUUGUAACUUGGGGCAUGUCAAAGUUAAGAUGUUUUGUUAACCUGCAAGUAUUUAAAUUAAAGUAAUUUACAAA
This is a messenger RNA of Cygnus olor (mute swan), 4671 nucleotides long. It is a transcript of the gene MRAS, whose product is annotated as muscle RAS oncogene homolog. Gene Ontology annotation, molecular function: GTPase activity; GDP binding; GTP binding. The record is from RefSeq and is a predicted model, not a curated record. Gene Ontology annotation, biological process: signal transduction. The transcript has 8 exons. NCBI's taxonomy places the organism in Eukaryota, Metazoa, Chordata, Aves, Anseriformes, Anatidae. Gene Ontology annotation, cellular component: plasma membrane. The coding region runs from base 3250 to 3876 and encodes 208 amino acids.